AAAAUCUGGAAGAAACCAACGUAGUGCAUUUGAUUUAAAAUUCGAAUUAGACAAAAUUGUCAAAUUCAUAGGAAAUGACGUACCCACUGAAGAUUUGAUGUUGGAUCAAAAUAUUCUAUUUCUUCCACUUUCUGCUAAUUAUCCUGGUGUGGACUUUCUUAUUUGGUGCCAUUCAAGUAAAAUAUUAUUUGCAUUUCAGGUUACUAUUGGUUCAAUUGCAAACCACAAAGAAAGCAAAGACAAUUUUAUGUCUGGAGGAAGUG
Racocetra persica is the source of this 263-nucleotide messenger RNA. Lineage: Eukaryota; Fungi; Glomeromycota; Glomeromycetes; Diversisporales; Gigasporaceae. The record is from the annotation of a GenBank genome assembly.